Syngnathoides biaculeatus (alligator pipefish) is the source of this 2937-nucleotide messenger RNA. Its product is annotated as B-cell receptor CD22-like. Gene Ontology annotation, molecular function: transmembrane signaling receptor activity. Lineage: Eukaryota; Metazoa; Chordata; Actinopteri; Syngnathiformes; Syngnathidae. Gene Ontology annotation, biological process: cell surface receptor signaling pathway. The record is from RefSeq and is a predicted model, not a curated record. The transcript has 17 exons. Bases 178 to 2700 code for a protein of 840 amino acids.
GAUUGUGAGAGAACGACAUCAUUGUCGGCGUGCUUGACUAACUCAUUUCCUGGUGAACAAGACGAAAAAGCAGAUGUGGCGAAUGGAGGAAAGCUGCUGCUCACACGCCCGUGCAGCGGGUUUCCUCUCUUGAGCUCCGCCGCACAGCGACUGCAGCACUUGAGCGCUUAAGGGAAAAUGGGGCUCAUCGAGGUCUUCGGGGUGAUGUAUUUCACUGUGGUUUGUGCAGCUCAGGAUUAUGUGGACUACGAGGAUGUCACUGCCAUGUUCAUGGACAGAACCGGCACGCCAUCCCCUGACAACUCUUCCAUCUACGGAGUCACCGCCACACUCAGCAACACGUUUCCAACUAGCAAAGCGUCAACUCAGCCCAAGAUUGUUUAUGAGCCUCCAGUCCCAUCGCUGCACCUGCUGUCCCCCUGGGGGGACGUGUUCCCCUUUGAGAAAGCAGUCUUUGAGUGUCGUGUCAAUGACAGCACUGAGUGGACCUUCACUUGGUCCAGAAAUGGACACCCGGUGCAAGAGGGAGACCGAAACGUGUCUUUAAUUUCGCUGGCCCGAGCGGCGUUAACGAUCACUGCAGCAUCUCAGGCGGACGGUGGACUUUACGACUGUCAAGCUCAUCACAAACUAAAAGGCGAUUCCCUCAGUAGUAACCUACUUGAACUGAAAGUGUAUGAAAACACACCCAUCCCGGCGUUGGUUCCUGACCCAAAGUUGGAGCAAAUGUUCCCCGGAGAGUCUGUCACCUUCCAGUGCAUGAUCAACGUGUCGUCUGGAUGGGAAUAUCUGUGGUACCAUAAUGACAAGGAAAUCCAACGAUGUCAUAAUAACAUAUGUGAAAUAGUUUCUUUAGCGCUCUCUGACAGUGGGCAAUACCACUGCAAAGCCAAGAGAGGGGGAGAAAGUCCUUUCUACACAGAGAAGAGUAAAAUAUUCAACCUGCAGGUGUCUGAACCACCCAGACCAAGUCUCAAGUUGAGGACUUCCUGGUCAGAUGUCUUCCAAAUGGAAAGCGUGGCGAUGACUUGUGACGUGGGCAGCCCCGAUUGGACAUUCACUUGGCACAGAAACGCAACUGAGCUCCGAGAGGACCCAGCGGUGGUCCUGAGUUUGGGGGGAGUUCUUCUCAACAUCACGUCCGCUUCUCGAGCCCACCAAGGACUAUAUGCUUGCAAAGCGCACCUCGAGUCCAGGAGAGUCAGCUCUGAUUUCAGCAACAUGGAGAGCAUCACAGUUUAUGAAAAUAUUCCGAAACCGUCCCUGAGAAAGGAUCCAGUUUUGAACUCAAUGUACAUUGGUGAAACCAUCACAUUCACCUGCCAAGUUCACAUGGGGUCCGGAUGGCUGUACAGCUGGUUCAGAGACGGAAAUGAGCUCGCAGUUGCUGACGCGAGCCUCCGAAUCCACCUCAGCCCUCACGAGAGGGGGACCUACUGGUGCAAGGCCACCAGAGGGCAAAGAACGUCAACGGACAUCAGCGAGCGCAUCACUCAAGAUGUUCUGGCAAUUCCUCUUCCAUCUUUGACGCUGAGCAGUCAGUGGGCUGAUGUGUUCCCCACUGAAAGCGUGUUAAUGAGCUGCGCCAUGGCCGAUGGCUCCGGCUGGACGUAUAUGUGGCGCCGCGACGACGAGGUGUUGUCCAGCGACGACACAGUGUAUUUAGGGCCAGGGGGAGCCAACCUGAGCAUCGCCUCGGCUUCAGCCUCUCACCGAGGACGAUACAGCUGCUCGGGGAAGCUCCCGAGCAGGUCUGUUAGCAGCAAGUUCACAUCGGGAGUGACCCUCAGAGUUUAUGACAGGAAGCCCAAAGCCAAAUUGGAGCAGGACCCAGAACACAUGGUCUUGCACACGGGAGAUCCUGUCUCCUACAGCUGUCGUGUCAAUGUCUCCUCUGGAUGGGAGUACGUGUGGUACAAAGAUGACACUCAACUUGGCGUAUCUGGAAUGAACUACACCAUAGAUUCUCUGAGGAAAACAAACGCUGGAUCGUACAAAUGUCAAGCAAUCAGAGUGAAAGCUAUUGAUAUCUUCAAGACGGAACAAAGUCGGACUUUGAAGCUCCAAGUUGAUGAACGGCCAACAGCAAAUAUAAUUGUGUUGACUGGUUGGUCUGAGGUAUUUUCCACAGACAGCCUCGUCCUAACGUGUGAGGUGAAGGGCAGUAAGGACGUGUGGAACUACACAUGGUUCAGCAAAGGACAACAGCUCGUGAACUCGUCAUCCGACAGAUACACGGUUACUCCUCAAAAUGACCCUGAGCAGAGCCAAUACAUUUGCCAGGGUAUUCGCAGCGGGCGGCCUUCCUACUCCAAAGGCAGCGCUCCUCUCACUACUAGAAACCUGCUACUGAAGAGGCGGGUGCUCCUUUCCAUCUCCGGCUGCAUUGUGUUCGGCAUCGCUGCAGUUUUCUUUGGCUGCCUGGUUCUGAGACUCACCAGAAAACCAGCGGACGAUGAUGAGGGACCGGAGGAGGGUGAGCUCUUCCUCACCAUGGCUCAGCUCAAGGACCGUGAUGAUGCUCCUUGUCCGCUGGUUGAUUACGUCACAGAUGUGGAAUUAAAUGCUCCAGCAAAAGAAGAGGUAGACAUUAUUCACACUGAAGAAACAGUGACGUCGCAAGAUGACCAAGCUGUGACAACGAACAGCAGUGAAAAACAUCCAGAGGUUGAAGGCAGCCUGGUUUCCUUUCAGCACUGAGCCACCAAACGUGUUUGUGUUAAAGUUUUUGAAACCUUCAUGCACCAACCAUGGGAAAAGCUUGUUUAAAAAAGAAUGUGGUUGCUGUUGGGAGGAAUCCUCGCAUCUUCCAAAUCACUGCUUUUCCGGGGGUAAAAAAAAACCCGGCAUCCUGCUUGUGUGACCAACCACCACAUCAUUCAAGUUGUAUAUGUAUUACAGUACUUUAUAUUAAAUACCGUUGAGCACUAACAUCAA